ACACGUGGGUUGAUUCUAUGUUCUAUAUGACCGUUGAAGAAGUGGAAUAUAAAUGAGAGGAUUUUAUGUCAUAUUUCAUUCCCGAAUGGUCUCUCGAAUACCACAGACGAUGAUACAAUGCAUGAAGACGAUGGGGUUAAGCAUCGUUACAUAACAGCGUCGUCUGGACCGGUACUUGUUAGAAUAUUGUGUCCGCGGAACCCGCAACGAAAAUGGUUUGUAAAUCUAAAAAGAAAUCACAGGAUGAAACUGUCACGAUUGUGCCAUCACAACACAAACAGAGCUCGCAUGAGAAAGACAAGGGAUGCAGAAACAAUCUGGCAUCGAAGUAUAUAGAACACAUGCCCUACGUUUGGGACUGCAACUCUCGAUUAGCGGUCUGGUCUGAUGUUAAGGAGGUCCUAUUCCCGUCCUGCUCCGACCCAGAAUGUGACAUUGUACUAAAUGCUCUCAAAAUUGUCAGUAGGUAUCCAUGGGAAGACAGCAAGAUGCAACCCUGUUCCCCGAAACAACAGAUGAAUUUUCUAAGGAACUUCCGGUUGGUGCCUUCCGGUACACUUCUUGUGGAUCUCCAGUUCGUGAAGGACAAGAUCGAUGAACUGUGGGAGAUGGUCUGGCUCAAACAUGGUACUUCACUCGAUGUCAGUAGCAGGCGAUGUCACUAUGUGACGAUGCAGUUGACGCAUCGCGCUGAUAAUGCUCAGAGUUCCUCCGACAGAGGACCUUCAGAAGAACAAACCAAUAGUCAAGAAUGCAGUACUGGCAUGCACGGUUCGGAAUAUAAACCAAGAGAAUAUCACGGUUUGGCAGAUACACUAGAACACAUAGAAGAGGAUGAGAAUACACAGAGAGAUAUCGAACACAAUGCUGAUACUGAUGUCCUGCAUGUUAGCCAUUCACACAAGAACUCAAGCAUACAUCAAUUGGACAAUGACUGUCUUAUUGAUUGUUCACCAAGGAAACGGCAACAAAUGACUGAAGAAAAGUCCGAUCAAGACAAGUCUUCUCCACAAUAUAGAUAUCCAACUAUUGAAACGAUGAAAAUAAUACCCAGAAGAGACCAAAAGGACACUAGCAAGACAAAACAUAACGGUUAUACUAUCAUGCCUGUAGUAAAAUCAAGUGACAAGGAUUGCGACGGUCAAACGUUCCCUUCCGGUGCGGACAUUUCAGCUACCUUCCCGCAGCUCCAUGAUUACCUUGACAGAUUGACGAGCGAGUUUGUAGUCGGUCAUACGGACAUGUCCAGCAAUGAAAUCAGGCGCUGUUCGUGUAUUGAAGGCAGAUGUUUCACAAACUGGAAGAUAAAGAGACAUGGUUGGAACCUACCUUGGCAACACAUGACAUCAAAGGAUAUGCUCGUUUCGUGGGAUUCGGUGGUGGUAGAACUCCAACGUUUGGCGAGGAAUGCAGUUGAUGUGAACGACAUCUUCCCUAUAUCUGCAUCGGGUUUGAUAAGUUUCAAGGAUCCGUUUUUAUGCCUUGGCGAUAACAGCAAUACAUCCGCUACAAACGUGAUAUCCACGUGGAAUUUUUCAGAACAAAUAGGACCAUCAAAUGCGGAAAAAUAUAUAAGUAAAAUCACACUUACAAAAUUGGAGCCAGCACCUUUGAAAAAUCCAGCAAGAUUGUACGACCUGUGCCAGGCGCAGAUUAAGUCAUGCAAUGAACAGAAAUCUGCUCCAAGAUACCAAGUGUUUCGUCUGGAAAGGAAGAACGUGAAUCCAACGGUGAACAGACAUCUUGUACAAGAACAGGGAAACGCUAUCCUCAUUCCUUUGUUAAAAGUCCCCGCUAAUUCCAAUGCACCAAAUAUCAAAAAAGAAAGCAUAGUUGUGCGUGAUUUGAAGCGGACCACACUUGAUACAGGAAGUAAAAAUAAUCCAACACUACUCCGUGUUCCCACAUUACAAACAUGUACUAGGACAAACGCAACAAAUAGCACUGCAGACAUGGUGUUACAUGCUAAGGCAGAUAUAUAUACUAGCACCCCGAGAACAAAUAUUAUUUCACAAAAAACAGGAAAUGUUGAUAAACAGCCAAAGAAAAGACAAAGAAUAAAAAGUCCAACAGAGGCAGCAACACUCACUCGUGUGAAAACGGUAAAUAAUCUGGAUACAAACCAGAACGCAUUGGAUAGCAACUCUAGUGAUAAGAAUAUUGAUGGACCGACUUUAACACAGCUAUUGUCACAUCCGCUACCGACGGAGAGGCUAUCAGUUGCUCAACAACUGUCAUCAGUGACUUGCAAAUACAGUUCCAUGAAUCAGAAUGCACUCUAUCGGAACAGUAAUGAUACACGACAGAGUGCAAUGUCAGGGUCUGCCAAACAACCAGUACGACGGUCUAAUCUUUUCAAAUACUCGACCUCGCGAUCAAUUGAUCCUUUGGACAGGGUUCCUUGCUUCAGUGGAAGUUCAACUCCUGGCGAGACAUUUCAUCAUUUGCAGAAAUGUGCAUCAUUUCCGAAAAGGACCUUUGAAAAGUACAGAGGCGUUUGGGAUCGAAUAUCAGGUGCUUCAAGUGAGCAAUCUGGUAGCAGGAAGCUACAUGCUACUGUGGAGCCAUUCAAAUCGUGCGAGAGGAUCACUACCGCUACAUCAAACUCAUCAACUAAGUCUACACCACAAUGGAACAUUGACCAAAUCAUCAAAGAACAUCCCCGGCGAAUAAAAGGUGACUCAUUGUAUGGAAUCAGUCUUAAAAAAACUCAGACUCGCUAUGCCUCGCAACUACGAAAAACCUCUAGCGAAAACGCCACCAAAACACAAUGUAAUAAGUCAAACUCUGAGAGCAACACAACGCAAUACAAUAAGUCAUGCAUUGAGAGUCACCAGAGACGGAAUAUCAAUGAAGUUCUUCCAAGUUUAGUAAAGCCGAAAACUUUGAUGCCGCCAGUGCCUUCUGUUAAAAGAAGCGAGGCGGACGAAUAUCAGAAGAAGGAAGUAUGGUACAGAAAUGAAUCCGUCAGUAGGCCGAAUACCUAUGUUCACGCAGAUACCCUACUUGAAAUGGUAUCCGCAAAUCCGUUCAAUCAGACUGUCGAGUCCAUGAUGGCUCUACGACAAUUCAACUGUGACAUUGAUCUUCUGUAUGGAAGUAUUUCCAACGGGACAAUUGGCCCAAGAUCAUCGCCGUUGCCGAAGAUUGACACCGACAGAGUGCCUACAUUUCUUCCAGAUAUGGCGGGGAAUUCCGAUAUUAACUUGUGUUAUCAGCAUGCCCAGACACAUAUCUCAAUGGCCAGUGAAUCGGACAGCAAUGAAGAAAUCCCUCCUAACAAAAACAUUGAUGAUAGAAAUAAUACAAGAACAUCACAAAACGUACAUAAUGAAAGGAACACCAAGAGUUGUUCAAUCAAAACUAAAACGGAUGUUUCCAUAAAAGACGCGAAGGAAAUGUCAAACCAAAGCAAACACUGUGCAACUUGUCAGACGUCCAACGGAAUUAGAACAAGCCCACAGCAAAAAAUCAAGAGAGAAAUUGCGCCAGGCGUUGACAAUACUUCAGAUGAACUUCCAAGAUUAUCAAAAAGUGAAAACUGCAUAAAAACUAAGGGGUUCAAAAAGCAAAAUACAUUUGUGUGUAAAAGUGCAUCAAAUCCUGGUCUCCCAUCAAGUAAAUACAAAGUCAUGGUGAAUGAUUUGACCUUGACGUUUACAAGAUUGAAAGACAACAAGAAAAAGACGAAAGAUGACGAUGAUUGGCAUACGCACAAACAAGGUAGCAAAGAAUUAAAGACUGACAAAGAGUGCCAAACUAACUCAAAGGUGGAAGCCGGAGGAAAAAUGCAUCGUGGUGGAACCACAUUUGAACAAGUAAACAUUGAUAGUCAAAAGCAGCAAUCGGGUUUGGAAAAGCAGAAACAGAAAGGCAAAGGUGAUGAUGAAUUGGUCGUUGGUAUUUCUGACAAAAGAACGAAAUCAUCCACUCAAUGUCACAAACAGACUACUAGUUGUUGUCAAAGAUAUGAUGUGGACAAAAUUGCAAAAUCGAUGGAAUCAAAGUUCAGAAAUGAAGAGACGGGCCCUAUGACAGACAGUCACAUGGACGGUUUUGGUAGACCUGUGCUGCAUUUACAUAAUAAAAAACGAUGGUUGAUUGAGUACCAGCAGAAUACCAGCAAUACCUUGGAUAGUGUGAAGAAAGAGAUUCAAACUACUCAACAUCCAGAGGAUUUAUAUGGCAUGGUCUCGUGUGAUUCAGCUACCGAUGAGAGUCUUAGAAGUACUGUUUUGGAAUCGGAUUUUCAAACUGGAACCUUACUUCCUGAUGGUAGUUUUAAGGCAGGAUAUGAAAUCAAUUUAACAAGAGAAGACCGAGUUCAUGAAAGGAAAAUACCGUCGAUUACAUCGGGCGAAGAAAGUGAAACACUAAUGGAAAAUGUUGAUGUUGAAGGUAGUUUAUCUAGAGAUACAGCGUAUUCUGACAUCACUGAUCUAGCAUCGUCUGAUGGAAUUUUACUUGCCGAUAAUAAUGAACUCGGUUUGAUUGAAGAAGUCGUUGUCAAUGUCGCGUCAGUUUCAAUGACUGAGGUCACAACCCAAGAGGAAAAUACACAACCUGCAAUUGCCGAAAAAGAAGAAAACAUUCAACAAACUAAAAAUGAUUUAAACAUGCAAACGAAACACAAAGAGGCCACUGACCCAGAGUCCUGCAUUAAAGAUGAAACAAAUACCUCGUUUGAAGGAUCAGUAUAUGUUUUUAAUGACAGCAAGAAGAGCGGUUCCAGAAAAGGUUCUGCCAGUGGUGUAAAUAUAAUACGUAGGAGUGUCCGACAGCAUCUUAGUCCAAGAAAAUCAAUGGCGGAGGUAUCCGACAAGACGAUUUAUAGUGGGAGUGAACGGACAACGUCUGUUAAUACUAAAAGGAAGGGCAAGAAAUCAGGGAAAACAAAAUCUGCUUCUAAGUCCAAAGCACAGCUUUGUGCUGCAAAGGAAACUGCAACAAAUGAUUCGUUAAACAUGAAGGAUCAGGAGAAAACCCUGGAAGCGUCUUUCGGUAAAUCGUGUGUAGUUACAGAUAGAUCAAGGGAAAACACAAUUGUGAGGGCAAAACAUGCUGACAGAUCCCCGGAAGGCACAACUAGUAAGCCUUAUACUGUUGCCAUGGAGACAGACAAAAUCAGGGAAGGUACUGCAAGGAAACCCGGAGAUAAAGCUUCGAAUAUAAUUCCUAAUAUAGAUAGGAAAUCCGCUUCAUGUCAUGCUAAAAAGGAAAUCGAACCUCCGAAUCAUUAUAAAGUAAAACAAAGGAACAUUACUAAACAGGACAUGACGACUGCCAACAGCAAAAUACGACACUUGACUGCAGAACAAAAACGAAUGCUGGACAUCAUUAAUCUUUCCUCGUCAUCAAGAUCAAAACCAUCGCCAGAAUCUUACUCACUACAAUCCCCUCAAAGUAUAGCAGACAGCUCGACCAUGAGUUCUUCUUCAUUCAGUUUUGUCCCGAUUUACACAAAGGAUCACAUGUGUAAAGGAGGUUAUGCCCAUUUGGAAGGUGUGACGUGCCCAUACGUCAUGAUGAACGGUUACAAGUUCGUGGCUAUCCAAGAUGUCCUUAGAAUGUUCCCACAGUGUGGCAAGACAUGCAAAGUCAUCAGGAAUGUCCUCGUCAAAUACAGGGGUCUGUCCCGUACUUUUUGUGACAGGGACCAGGUGUACCUGCUGGACCAACUGUUUGUUCUGAAAAGAAGAUCGGUAAAAUCAGGAGACAUAUUAAUCAGGGUUGAUUCCCUAGUUAAACACCUUCCGUCGAUCAGGGAUCAUGUUAGGGAAGAACAUCUCAAUCUCCGCCGACAGGGGAAGACAACUCUUCAAUGUGUUCAGCAGCAAACCUGACAUUCCAAAUUGGACAAAACUACUUUUAUAGAUAUUUUUGUAUUUGUUUCGCCUAUCAUAAACACAACGUGCUGAAUAUUGGGAACUGUCAACGUACAGCGGAAGACGAAGAUAAAUACAAUAUACGUGAUUAUUUUAAGGAUGUAAUUCUAA
Mizuhopecten yessoensis (Yesso scallop) is the source of this 5996-nucleotide messenger RNA. RefSeq lists its product as uncharacterized. The transcript has 7 exons. The coding region runs from base 213 to 5843 and encodes 1876 amino acids. The record is from RefSeq and is a predicted model, not a curated record. Lineage: Eukaryota; Metazoa; Mollusca; Bivalvia; Pectinida; Pectinidae.